Molecule: messenger RNA, 18435 nt
Organism: Nycticebus coucang (slow loris)
Lineage: Eukaryota; Metazoa; Chordata; Mammalia; Primates; Lorisidae
Gene: GAN
Product: gigaxonin
Exons: 11
Coding region: 2549-4342 (597 amino acids)
Biological process (GO): cytoskeleton organization
Molecular function (GO): protein binding
Source: RefSeq, a predicted model, not a curated record
UGUUAAGUGCCUGGUAUUCACAGUUUAUUUUUAUCCCUCCAUACAUUCAACAUUAAGUGGGCACUACUAUGUUCCAAGCACUGCCAACAUACAAUAAUCAUACAAGGCAGCAGAUGACAUGAAUAAAUAAACCUAUUACAAUAAGAUUCCUGGCCAGGCAUGGUGGCUCACACCUUUAAUCCUAGCACUCUGGAAGGCUGAGGCUAGUGGAUAGCUUGAACUCAGGAGUUGGAGACCAGCCUGAGCAAGAGCAAGGCCCCUUAUCUACUAAAAAUAGAAAAACUAGCUGGGCUUCGUGGUGGGUGCCUAUAGUCCCAGCUACUUGGGAAACUGAGGCAAGAGAAUUGUUCAAGUCCAAGAGGUUGAAGUUGCUGUGAGCUAUGAUGUCACAUCACUCUACACAGGGUGACAGAAUGAGACUGUCUCAGGCGAAAAAAAAAAAAAAGUUUCUUGCCAAAGCAAUGUUCAAACUACAGCAAUUGCUUAGAGAUUGUCCACUGUUCCCAGGGAUACUAAGCCACUAUCACAGAGAUGAGCUGCUUAUCUUGUUUUUUCCCUUUUGUUAUUGUAUUUUUCAACAAACACAAAAACAGAGAUACUAGUCCAACAAAUCUCCAUGUACACAUUGCCUGGCUUCAAUAAUUAAUAAUUCAUGGCCACUUUUGAUUCAUUUAUAUACCUACCUGCUUCCCCAACCCUUUGUUUUGUUUCAAAGCAAAUCCUAAACAAUUUUUAUCACUGCAUCAAUGAAUACUGAGCUGCAUUUGAAGGAACCAAAAAUGUGUGGAUUAUCCAUUAAUGCACUGCUGCCCCUCUUAUUCUUCUGCCUUGAUGGUUUAUUUUAUUUUAUUUAUAUUUUUGAGACAGAGUCUCAUGUUGCUGUCAGUAGAGUGCCGUGGCAUCACAGCAACCUCAAACUCUUGGGCUUAAGUAAUUCUCUUGCCUCAGCCUCCAAAGUAGCUGGGACUACAGGUGCCGGCCACAAUGACCGGCCAUUUUUGUGUUGUUGUUGUUGCAGUUGUCAUUGUUGUUUUAGCUGGCCCAGGCUGGGUUCAAACCUGCCAGCCUCAGUAUAUGUGGCCGGUGCACUACCCACUAAGCUACAGGCACUGCCCUGGCGGCAGUUUCAUACUAAUUCUAAUGGUGACUCCAAAGCUUUGGCUUUGGGGAAACACCCAGAACUUCAUUGGAGCCUUUGCUUUGGCUGAAAGAAAAGACUGGGCUGAUUCCGUGAAAACUCCAUUCUUCUUUGUCUGUUAUGCUGACCACAUUCUUCUGGCCCUUGGUCCUCAUAAAACAGCUAACUGUUUGGAGGUUUAUUGAGCACCUAAUGUUUGCACAAAAUGACAGUUACAUUCCAUACUCCUAUAUAUCCUCAGCAACCUCCAGAGAAACUUCAGAACAUAUGGGGUUUGCCCUGCCAGCUGGACUGACCCAGAGUUGCUGCCUGUCACAGCUUUGAAGGUCGCUGGGUUGGGAGCCUGGUUGAAUGUAAACAUCUGGCCUCUCCGCCACCCACCCCUUUGGCAUUUCCUGUCUCUCCCAGAAAGGUACCAAAAUCCAUGCAGUUAGUUACUCAAUCCAGAACAUUUAUCCUUGACCACCUCUCCCUCAUAAUGCCGUCGAUUCUUUCCAAGCAGUCCAGUAUUGUUCACCUCUAUCAUCACAUUUUCAUCCAGGACACCAUUCUCUUCUCUCAAGUACUGGAAUAUCUAGGCAUCUAUCUUAACUUUUGCACCCCCAUUCUCAUUCUCCACGAAGUAGAUUAGUGGUCUUUAUAAAAUACCCCGCUUAAAGCCCUUCUAUGGUUCCUAGCACCUAUGGGAUCGAGACUAACCUCCUCGCCACAGCCAAAGGAGGACCUGCAAAAUUUAAGGCCUCCCACCUAUUUCUCCACCUUCAUCUGCUACCUCUCUCCCUAGCCCGCAACCAAAUAUAUUUGCAGGAUCUGUUCACUCGGGUGUUCUCUUGCUUACAGGUGUGUUAACUCAUCCCAGUCCACAACAACAUAAAGUUUUCAUUUUGCAGAGGGAGAAACUGAGGAUGGGCACGCCUUACCCACGGUCAUACGACUAGUAAGUGAAAGAGCUUAGGAUUCAAAUCCGCAGCUCCGGAGUACACGGGCUUAACCACGGAGUCCUAACCUGCCCGUACACUGCUCCACAGCAGCGAUCACCACCCCUGACCAUUCACACCUCGGCCAAGAACCGCGGCUGCUGCUAUCUAGCUGGGACCUGCCAACCGAACGGAAGGAGGCUUCUGAUUGGCCGCCUCCAGUGACGAAAGGUGAGAGGGCGGAGAUUGAGGGCGCGGGGGCGACGCGGGGAAAUGACGCAGCACCGUGACUCCUUAAAGGUGCCGACCCAGCGCGCCGCGGAUGGCGCAGGCGCGUUCCGAGGCUCCAGAGUCUGUUCAGAUAGCUGAGCCCGGCUGGUCCGGCGCGCGCGCGCGGAGUGUGCGGACUGGGCGCGCGGGACGCUCUCAGCUCGAGGAGUCCGGCCCGGAGGCGUGGGGAGCUUGACCCGCCGGCUGAGGAGUGGGUGCCGCCAUGGCCGAGGGCAGCGCCGUGUCAGACCCUCAGCACGCCACGCGCCUGCUGCGAGCGCUCAGCUCUUUCCGCGAGGAAUCCCGCUUCUGCGAUGCUCACCUGGUCCUCGACGGGGAGGAGAUCCCGGUGCAGAAAAACAUCCUGGCGGCGGCCAGCCCGUACAUUAGGACAAAGUUAAACUAUAAUCCUCCAAAAGAUGAUGGAUCAACUUAUAAGAUUGAACUUGAAGGGAUAUCGGUAAUGAUUAUGAGAGAGAUCCUGGAUUACAUCUUCAGUGGGCAGAUCAGGCUAAAUGAAGAUACAAUCCAAGAUGUGGUACAGGCAGCAGACCUGCUUCUGCUGACGGACCUUAAAACCCUGUGCUGUGAGUUUCUGGAGGGCUGCAUUGCUGCUGAGAACUGCAUCGGCAUCCGAGACUUCGCACUGCAUUACUGCCUGCACCACGUCCACUACCUCGCCACAGAGUACUUGGAGACGCAUUUCCGAGAUGUCAGCAGCACUGAAGAAUUCCUAGAACUGAGUCCUCAAAAGCUUAAAGAAGUGAUUUCUUUGGAGAAGUUAAACGUUGGCAAUGAAAAAUACGUAUUUGAAGCAGUAAUUCGAUGGAUAGCACAUGAUACAGAAAUAAGAAAGGUCCACAUGAAGGAUGUUAUGUCAGCUCUGUGGGUCUCAGGGUUGGACUCCAGUUAUUUACGGGAACAGAUGCUGAAUGAACCAUUGGUACGAGAAAUUGUCAAAGAGUGUAGCAAUAUACCACUAAGCCAGCCUCAGCAAGGAGAGGCAAUGCUGGCCAACUUCAAACCCCGGGGCUACUCGGAAUGCAUCGUGACUGUUGGUGGCGAAGAAAGAGUUUCCCGGAAGCCAACAGCAGCAAUGCGGUGCAUGUGCCCUCUCUAUGACCCCAACAGGCAGCUUUGGAUCGAACUGGCCCCAUUGAGCAUGCCGAGAAUCAACCAUGGGGUUCUCUCCGCAGAAGGAUUUUUGUUUGUAUUUGGAGGCCAAGAUGAAAAUAAGCAGACACUGAGCUCGGGAGAAAAGUAUGAUCCAGACGCAAACACGUGGACUGCCUUGCCACCCAUGAACGAGGCAAGACACAACUUCGGGAUUGUGGAGAUAGAUGGAAUGUUGUACAUUUUGGGAGGAGAGGAUGGUGAGAAGGAGCUGAUCUCCAUGGAGUGUUACGAUAUUUAUUCUAAAACCUGGACAAAGCAACCUGAUUUGACCAUGGUUAGAAAGAUUGGCUGCUAUGCAGCUAUGAAGAAGAAAAUCUACGCCAUGGGUGGGGGAUCAUACGGAAAGCUCUUUGAGUCAGUGGAGUGUUAUGACCCAAGGACCCAGCAGUGGACUGCUAUCUGCCCACUGAAAGAGAGGAGAUUUGGAGCAGUGGCGUGUGGAGUUGCCAUGGAACUAUACGUGUUUGGGGGAGUCAGAAGUCGUGAGGACAUGCAGGGUAACGAGAUGGUAACCUGCAAGUCAGAGUUCUACCAUGAUGAAUUUAAAAGGUGGAUUUAUCUUAAUGACCAGACUUUAUGCAUCCCCGCCAGUUCUUCUUUUGUCUAUGGAGCUGUACCGAUAGGAGCCAGUAUUUAUGUUAUUGGAGAUCUUGAUACAGGUACCAAUUACGACUAUGUGCGUGAGUUUAAAAGAAGCACAGGAACCUGGCACCACACUAAACCGCUCCUUCCAUCUGACCUUCGCCGCACGGGAUGUGCAGCCUUACGUAUUGCAAAUUGCAAGCUUUUCCGCCUGCAGCUUCAGCAAGGCUUAUUCCGAAUUCGUGUUCAUUCACCUUGAAGAGGAAGCAGGGCAGGGAGCGAGGUCUUGAUGCAGGAGCACCUAACCUAGCUUCCCGUAAGGAAGAGCAGAGCUGGCAGCUGGAACUUACUCUGUGUGCUGGGCUGUGGGAGGGUCACUCUUUGGUGGUUUUGUGAUGCUUACGAGCUUGAGCUUCAGCUCCUCUUUGUGGGAACACAUAACUAUUGACAAACUACCUGGGAGGAAUCAGUUCCUCCAGUUAGAUGUGUCUGUCUGUGCACAAUGGAGGCUAUCAAUAGGAAAAGGGAGCGGGAAUUGGUAUCAUGUAAAAUAUUGAAGUUAAAACAUUAAGGUGCAUUUUCCCUAAAGGGAACUCGUGUCUGACUGACUGCUGUGUUCAAAUAUGUGGCUUUGGUAAACAAAGAAAAAAUUCCAUAUAUGCAAGUCAACAUAUCCAAACAUGCCAAGAUUGCUUUUCUACUGCACUCGGAAGGGUAUAUCAUGCCUAACCCUGUCUGACAAAGUAAGAUUUGUGCCUAAAAUCUUAGAUUGGACUAUAUGCCAGUUAGUCUCCAUUUAUUACUAAUACUGUGUCCUAAGACUGUUUUUAAAACUAUUACAUGAUGAAAUGAAGAUAACAUUUCUCUUUUCUAAUAUUCUAUCUUGGUAAUGUAAAGUUUCAGUAAACUGAUGUGUCAGGUUGCAGCCCUCAUGUGAAUUGAAGGGAGUUGCCAACUUCUUUGUUACUUUAAAUUGUGACAUGUCAUGCCAUCAUUUCCAGGGUAGCACUUUGGAGUUGUGAAGAGUCUCAUGCAGUGCCAUUCUUCCUUUUCAGUUGAUCAGAAUCGUUUUAUAAGUAAGAGGAUAUUAGUGAGUAGGAGAUUAUAUAAAAGAAAGACCUGAGUCAGACAAAUAAUGUAGGUCUGCUAUCACUUAAAAAAAAAACUGUCCAGACAAAAAUGUAUAGGGAUCAAAAACUUCUUAAUCUGUCUGAAAGCACACUAAGUCUUGUUUACUACUGUUUAGGAUUUAAAAACUUGUCUUAGAAUGAGAGUCAGUGUUAAGGAUCUAGUGUUCGUAAUAGAAUUUUCCCAGUGCUGUUCACUAGUAAGUUUUAGGCAAAUUAUGUUACGAGUAAAGUUUGGCUGGUAGAAUAAACUACCUCAACUUAAUUUUAUUCUGUUCAUAGAAGAGCAAAUGGGUCUUUUCCUUUUUCCCCUCCUUUCCUCUCACUCCCACCUCAACCCACUCUGCCCUACUUCUCAACGGGAGAAAAAAGUCUUUUAGUAGUGGAAUUUAUCUUGUAAAAUAUUUUGUUUUCCACUCAAAUUAUACGACAAUCGUGUGAAGUCGGGGAUUUCAAAAUGCUUGAUUACUUCCUAAUUUGAAUUUUAUGCAAUAUCAAAUUUCUAAUUCAGUUAGUAUGGAGUACUGCAUUUUUAAUUGUUUUCUACAGCUUUUUUUCCUCUGUGAAUAUGGCUACAAGAGGCAGAAUUUUGUUUUUAUGAUUAAUAAAUGUAUAAAUGUAUCCUUCCUUGAGAACAGGAACUCCUUCUAGAAACUUACAUGCAUAGGAAACAUCGCUUAUGUUCUCCCACCCGUGGACAUGGGAAAGGAUGACGUCCUAUCUGCAGUUUUCCCUGUACCUCUGGAAGCCAGUGCAGUGCUACAGACAUUGGUAAAAGAGGCUGUGCCGGGGGUAGGGGGUGGGCGGAGUUCUAAAGAAUAUUGUGUGUGCCACAUUAACUCUCCAUACUGGCCAAGAGAUGUUUGGUAAGAGAAAGCUUAAAGUUUUUAAAAUUAUAUACUAGAGGCAAUAGGCCAAAUGUGCCUGCCACAUGGGACAUGUAAUUCAAUCAAAUUUGAUAUGUUCAUCAAAGCUAGGCUUAGAGUUUGUUGUAUACCAGUCAGCCAUGGUGUGUACAUUUUCCCAGUGAUACUUUGGGUAUCUUUUAGUCAAAGCAAGCUAUGUGGCCUCUGCAAAGAGAGAUUUUACUUUUUACAACUAGAUACUAUUUUUAGAGGAAACAAAUUACUGAAAAUUGUGUCUAAGGAAGCGUCCUGUACAGCAGUGGUCCCCAAUCUUUUUGGCAUUUGGGACGGGUUUCAUAGAAGACAAUUUUCGUGGGUUGGGGAAGGGCUGGGAUCUGACAGGAGGCAGCGCUCAGGCGGUGAUGGGAGUGAUGGGGAGCACCUGGACGAGCGGCUGUAAAUACAGACGCAGCAUCACGGGCUUGCUCCCCACGCUGUGCAGCCCGGUUCCUAAGAGGCCACAGACUGGUAGGUACGAGCCCUUGGCCUGGGGGGUAAGGACUGCAGCUGUACAGGAUAGAGCCUCUGCGUUCAGCAGCUACCACUGGGGACAGUAGAAACUGACCUCCUGUGAAAGCCAUGAUAGUCAGCAAUUCUCUUUUUUAAAUUUAUGACAUUUAAAUUUUUUUCCAGUUUUUGUCAGACCUCUCCAAGGAGACAGUUAUUUGGGAAUGAAUGGGUUCCUAUUAAAAUAUUAUCAGUACCUGCAUGACUCAGUAAAUUCAUUUUAUAAAAAAAAUUUUUUAAUUAAUUUCAUUGACACUGUAGCUAAAAAAAUUAGAUAAUGUUUUAUAAAAUAAAUUUGCCACAUAAUAUAGGAUGCAAUAAUCAACAAAAGCUGCUAAGUGCCAAACUGUUAUUUUACUUUAUAUAAAUAUGAAAUAUUGUGUUGAAGCAUAGGGAUGUAAUUAAUUUUCUUAUGUUCCAAAAUUAUAACUUUUUUGUAAAUUACAGUUACUUCAGUAUUGUGAAAUAAAUUUUAACUCCUUUCAUGCAGGUUUGUGUUUUACCAUUCAUUCCGCUUAUGCUCUGAAACAUCAUUUCUUGGGAAUUUUUUGUAACUUCUUUGUAAGGCACUUAUAGCAGGUGGAUGUUGAGUUGAUGGCUCAGGAUAGGUCUUAAAAUUUUUAAAUACAAAUGUAUCUGUGGGGGAAGUGCAAUUUAUUUUUGGAAGGAAAAUUGUCUCAGGUUAGAGUAAGUGAAUAUUUACAGGAUUCCUUUUAGGCUACAGUCAAAAACAAGUUUGUUUGUUUGUUUCUUUGUUUAAUACAUCCAAAUAUAGAUUUUUCAAAGAUCUAAGUAUUGAAAUUAAAAUGAAGUAGAGUUUUUGUUUUUGAUAGUGCUUAUAUCUGUGAGAAGGAAAAGCAUGAGAGAGGAGUGUAUGUGUAUGUGUGUGUGUGUGCAUACGUGUGUGCACGUGUGUGGUGUGACUGGUGCGUGUGCUCACGUGUGUCGGGGUUGUAGUUUUACACUACACGUAUUACUGUCUCCUGGUGCUUCAGAUAAAUUCUUGAGCCUGUUGACCUUCUGUUUAUACUACUGUGUUAAACUCAUAUUGAGUGUAAAUAUUGAAAUAUUUGUAAUUUAUAAUGAGUUUUACUUGGUGUUUGCAUUUCUCCUCAUUAGCAGUGUUAAAAGCAGUGUUUACCAACUCAUAGCUGGUAUGCUGUAAUGAUCUGGCCUAAGAAAUUCCUGAAUUCAUUGAGUAUUUCGUUGCUGUGAGGAGUCGAUAGCUAACAGUAGGCUUUUUUCCAAACUGUAACUAGUGAAAAAGCAUAUUUGGAGGGUUUGUCAGGUGGUGGAUUGUUUGUAAGGAAGUGUUCUGUUAUAUUGCACUACCACUUUAAUGAUGAUACUUCCUUCAUUGAUGGGUUGGAAGUAUCCUUUUUAUAAUUUAUAAGUAGGGGGUUUCCCUAGGCCGUGCACAGGAAACACAUUCUUUGUGCUGACGUGGUACAGACAGAAUGGUCCCUGCCUCCCACCUGAGCUCCCCCUGGGAAGUGAGGUAGGUUUCCAGAGAAGCAGCUUAGUGUCCUUGGUGCAUUAGGGCGCCCUUUGGUAUGUUCAGUGUACCAAACCUGGGAGUCUAAAACGUCCACCAGGGUGUGCUGGAAACACAGCAGCUUUACCUUCCACAAUGUUGACUUUCUGUAAAGAGGCCUCCUGUGGUCAGAUGAAGACACUUGAUUAUUUGGGGGAAGACUGAGGUGGCACUUUCACUGUAUCGACUUAAAGAUGCUGGACCACCCCCUCCUCCGAAAAACACACAGAAGGAACACCGUGGAGGCCUGAGAAGCCAGUGAGACGAGAUGGGCCAAUGUAGCCAAGCUGCCCCAGAUGGCCAACACAGGUUUCCAGACCACCUACUGGGAAUUGUGCCUGUGGUUCCCAGAGCCUGACGAUGAGGCAGGUAUCAGUGGUGGAAUAGGCAGGUGGCCUGUCUUUGUCACCUGCCAGUCUCACUGCUCACACACAGAGGGUACUCAGGAGAAGUUUGGCAAUAUUUGGUCCUUGUGAUCAAAUGAAUGUUCUUCACUGGAUUGAAAAGUACUUUCUCAGAGUGACCAUUUUGUUGGAUUUUAAAUGAGUGGCUCUGUGCACAGGUGGGCUGGCCCCCCGUGGGGCGUGGGACACUCGCACAGAAUAAAAAUGCCAAGUGCCUGAUCUCUAAGACGCACAAGCCCGUGGUCUCCAUGUGUCCAGUAGGAUCUUCGAGACCCUGUACUCAGCACACGUAAUAAUGUUAAUGUUUGUCAUGUUUAAUGUGGGUUUAUUUAUUGCUUUUUAUAUGGGGCUCAGAAAUCUUUUCUAGGACAUAAUGCUUUGAUCCUCACCUUCAUGGGACAGGUGAGGCGCUUUCCGACUUCAUUCCUCACUUGAGAUGUGAGUCGGAGCUGAAAGCAGCAGCCAGAACUUCAGGUUUUCAAUUCACCAGUCAGCCUUCUAGACCAUAACUUGAAGUAAGAGUUUUGUUUGAAAGGGAAGCUCUUUUUACUUUCAAAGAGCUCAAGCUCCAUUUAUACUUCCCAUGUAAUCAGUAAGGGAGAAGAAUCUGUGUCUUAGAUAUUGAAGAAGGUAUUUUGCUGGCUUUUUAAUAAUGCCUGCAAUUAUUUAGAAUUAGCUGAUUUAGAAAUUAAAUUCAUGGUGUAAGGAUGAGAAAUGCCCACUUGCCCAUAUUUGAGAAAACCGUGAACUUGGGUUGAAUAUGUCCCACCUGCUGACAGUUAAGUCUCGAUAGUGUUGAACGUAUAUGAAGAAUAUAGACGCGUCUGUAUGCACGGGGGGCCAGCCCACCUGUGCACAGAGCCAUUCAUUUAAAAUCCAGCAAAAUGGUCACUCUGGGAAAGUAUAUUCUGUCAGCUGGUACAGUUUUCUAAGGUUUUGUAUUUUUCAGAAGUACUUCCAGUGUUUCAAUCUUAAACAUAUCUCAACAAUGUAUUGUGAUAGUUUCCUUUAUAUGACAUAUGAUGGAUACUUCCAAAGUUUUCAGUCUAAUUCAUACAGUUGAGGAAACUUUGUUCUUUUUCAGUUCUAUCAGUGAUUGGAAUUUUAAACUCCUUCCCUUUCUGAAGAAAUCAAAUAUCUAAUAGUCAGGAAUGUCUGUUGCCCUCUCUUUUUUAUUUUGAGAUUAAAAAGUAAUCUUUUUCACUUGCCAUUCAACUGCAGUCUGGCCCAGUCAUAAAUUUUGAUGUUGAUGUGCUUCUGGCUCAACAGAGCAAACUGUAAGACAUCGACAUCAACAGCCGCUGCCCCAGAUGAAGUGAAGUUUAGCCAGUUAAUAGGAGCCAUGGAAAUAAGUGGCCAUUUCACAUAAUUCAAUUCCCAAGUAUGAAUUGGUUCAUCUUAACUUCUGAUGGGUGAAUUACAUUUAUUAGUACCUUAGUUUUAGCAUUUCAAUACAAAUAGUAGGCUUACGUGCCUUAUUUUUAUUGUUUUUACUUAUCAGUUACAAAUAAGGUAUACCUUGGAGGCUUAGGUUAAAUUUCUUCCAGUUUUACCCAAGAAGUUGGAUUAAAUACAACUAUAGUAACUUGUGUUAUCAUGUUUCCUGUUUAAUUGCAUGAGAAGUACAUGCAUUUAUUCCCGUGUUCUUUGUGUUUAUAGGAAAAACUGUUCUCAGCUACCUCACUCUGGAGUGUUGUGCUUGACCCCCUGCCAGCUAGAAGAAUUCAACACAUUCUAUUCUUUAACAGAAAGCCUGGAAGCAGGCGGCAAGCGGCCUUGAGGAAUACAAUUCUCUAAGGCCUGUUUUCCGGUUUACUACUUCUUUAAAAAUAGGCACUUUUAAUCAGGAGGAACAAUAAUUCUCCUAGAGCUGCUGCAAAGUGAUUACUUGAAACUGAACUUGAACUUUAAAGCGUCUUUAAAAGGCUAUGUUUUCUUAAGGCAGAAAAGUAGUAUAAUUAAACACCACUGCUGUGUAAAAUAGAGGGCUUGGUUUCUAUCCUUGUUAGAUUAGACAGGAAAAUGUGUCCAUCUGUAAUGUGACUCCGCGUUUGGAAUUUAGAUGCUUCAGGCUACUAUUUUUUCAUUUUCUAUAAGGUGCUAUUGUUUCCCCAGAAUCUUUUGUUUUGGUGAAAAUCUCUCCUUGUUCCCAGUUUCCUCUUCUCGUUAGUUCUGGUGACCUGAGUCCUUAGAAGUGAGCAUGGGAAGUGCUUCCAGGUGUGGAGCUGAAAUCAUGGGUCAUCGCAGGUGACCCAGCCACCCUGCCUUUAUCUAUGACUGAGGUUUAAUUUUAUGCUAGUGCUUUUUGGAAUAAAGCAGUUGGUCCUGACAGUGGAUUGGCAAAGCCUCUCUUCCAGGGACAACAUAUUAGCACCUUGUAGAGGUCGUAGCAGGAGACUAGGCAGUUCCUGGAAGUGGUUUCCAUGAGAACUGAAGGUUACCCCUUUAACUUAAACCCCAAAUAUUCUUGUUCUAUUAGUUUUGAGGCUAUCAUCUGUAAAUAUUUUUUAUAUUUUUCCUAAGUGAACCCAGUGGUUGAGAACACAGGCUUUGCUGUCAGGAGAAUCUGGUUGAAGAUUCUGCCACUUCCUGCUCUGUGAAUUUUCAGACCUCUAAACCCUGAGGCUCAGGCCCUUCCCAGAAGAACCGAGGGGCUAUGAGGACCUGAUGGGAUAGUACCUUACACGUGGUGGGGCUGGGGCUGGGGCUGCCUGCUGAGUAUCCCUCCCUGGCCUUCAGUCUGCAGCCACACAGUAUGCAGGUACUAUGUCGGUGAAAGUAUUUGUUUUCUGUAUUCAAGAUAAUUCUAGGUAGCCGAAACAUCCCAAAGUAUGUGUUUGGAAUAUGUGGAGUUGUUAUAAGUAACAACUUAUAACAGUUGUUAUAAGGAGUUGUUAUAAGUAACUCUAUUCAGAACUUCGCAGUGAAGUUCUCUAAUACUGUAAACACUUUACCAAAGUUGAAUUUUUCUUUUGUUUUGCUAAAAUAGCAAAGAUAAUAGUAGUCUAUAUUGGUUAAAUAAACUAGAAACUAGGUAUUUUCUACGUCUCUAUUUGAGAUCAGGAGACCUACACUAUGCUUUCUUAACUUGGAUGUUACUGAAACUUAAAAGCAAACAAACAAAUUUGUGUUAGAAGUAGUUGUAUGUGUGUCCGUGCGUGUGCGUGUGCGUGUGUGUUUAAAGAACCUUUUUACUUUCAAAUGAAGAAGAUUAAAAAGUGAACUACUCAAUCCUUCUAUAACAUGACUUCUUUCCAUUUGGAGGUAGCAGUAUGUGAUGUGCCCAGUUUGUCUGGAUUGCGUUAAGUCAUUUGGUAAAGUCAUUCUUGAUGUCUCUGUGAGUUAGAAAAGGAAGCAGUGCCAGGCUGUAACAGAGGACUUAGAAACAGGGUGCGUGAUCCAGCCCAGUGGUGCUGGCAGGAAUGGAUCUGCGUCACUUGGGAGUGAGGUUCUCCCAACAGCCUCCUGUUGAACCCUUUUGAAUAACUUGUAUAAAAACACAGCAAGCAGAGAAACGUGCCUGCCAGGGUUGUGUCAGAUGAUAGGGUCUGUAAUGCUUUUCACAGUCUAAUGGCAGAAUGGAAAGUCUUAUGUUUAGGUUCAAAAAAGACACAAAAGGGGGCGGCGCCUGUGGCUCAGUGAGUAGGGCACCGGCCCCAUAUAUCGAGGGUGGUGGGUUCAAACCUGGCCCCAGCCAAACUGCAACAAAAAAUAGCCAGGCAUUGUGGUGGGCACCUGUAGUCCCAGCUACUCGGGAGGCUGAGGCAGGAGAAUCGCUUAAGCCCAGGAGUUGGAGGUUGCUGUGAGCUGUGAUGGCACAGCACUCUACCAAGGGCAGCAAAGUGAAACUCUGUCUCUAAAAAAAAAAAAAAAGAUACAAAAGGAAAAGGUGAGGUGGGGGUGUAUUGGAAACCCGAGUGUGAGCUGGCUGUGGGGCCUGGGCCCUGUCUGCACAUGAGGCUGGUGUCCAGAGAAAGGCUCUCUUCUCCCCUGGCCUGUGUGCUGCUGGGGACUGGCUGCUGCACCUCUGCCUUGAGCUGCCAGGUACUCAGUUGGAGAGGCCUGAGUGGGCCAGGAGGCUGUCAAAGGCUGACAGUGCGGUGGGGGCGAUGGUCGGACAGACUAUCCCGAACCCAGUGGAUGUGUGUGCUACCCGGAGCCUGGCUCAGGCCAGUGAACAGAAAUUAUAGCAACACGAUUUUUAAAAGUCAUUUCUACAACUUUGGAAGAGACCUGCCUUGUGACAUAGUGGGUACCUUUUGAGCACUGAGUACUCCUCUGAGCUUCUCACAGGUGUGGCUCCUUUCAAAUCAGGUUCUGUGAAAAACAUUUAAUGCAAAAGGAAUAACAAUGAUGUUUGUACUUGAGUUUUUAGCUCGUUUUCGAGAUGAAGAGUCUAUUCCUUCUAUAGCCUGUUCUUCCCUCUGUCCUCUCUGCCCGUCACCAGGUGAGUCUCUCAGCUGUGGCCAGCGCUACAGCCCCUCCACCACCUGCACCUGGGCGUUUUGAUUCUAGUAGGACUUUCAGAAAUAUUCCUGUUUCCAAACAUUGUCCUAAAACCAUACAGUCAACUAGAAGAGGGCUUCCUGCUGUCGAUGAGUGUUUUAAAUUCCUUAGUGUCUGUGCAGACGUAAGAAAGCUGAUGAGCACAAAUCGAGUUCUUCCCAGCAGGGCCUCGCUGGGCCUGUCCUAGGCCUGACCCCUCAGAGGGUCCCGUGUAGGGGAGCUGGGGGCUGGCCUCCUCCAGCCCUGCCCACACCGAGGGAUUGGCAGCCUUGCCGAUGGUCCUGCCAUCUUCCUCUGAGUUGAGUUUCCAAGAUCUGACUCUUCUCAGGGUUUUGUCAGGUCCUCAUCGCAGGUGAAAGUCCCCUGCGUUUUAUUCUCUGCUCUGGAGCCAGCCUCCUGCUCUGUAUGCCUCUUGCCGACCACCCCCAGCCUCACCUUCUAAUGCCUGCCCGGAAGUAGGGGAAAAUGAGCGAUCACCAUGGUAACAGAUCAGAUGAGCAGCCACUCAGCCUCCAGCGACAGCCCUGUGUCUUCUCCCUGUUUCUGAAGUCAGCUUCACCUACUGAUGACCUUUGACCUAGUGUUGGCUUUUGUCUGGUGCCGCUAGAUGGGAUCUCUGAGGAAGCGGGUCCUUGGCGAGGUAGGCAUGUCUUUCUCUGCCAGCUCUGAGACGUCCAUCAGGAGGAAGUGUGUUCUGGCCGUGUUUUAGGCAUUCUCUUAUUUAUAUACUUUCCUUCCCACCUACCGUCUCUUCUCAUCGAGCCCUUACUUUUCCCCACCUAUUUUUUUAACUGCUUAAAUUAUGUGUCCCCAAAAAAUAAUAAUAAAUAAAGGUAGGAGGAUAGCCCUUCUAGUUCCCCAAACUACCGAGUAUCUGUCAUUCUUCUGGGAGCCCCAACCAGGCCUUACUAGAGAGCCAGACCUGUCACCUAGGCCCAGCAGCUCCCGGGUCAGUGCUUGGGAGGCCCCUUGGGCAACUGUCACCAGAACAGGUACCUUGCAGGCCUGCCCCGGGGCCACAGCACUACCUCACACCCAGCUCCGCACUGUGCUGGAGCCCCACAGCCAUCUGCAGAGUCACCACAGGAGGUCUCUUCCUGGGUUCUCUUCUGGACCAUUCUCCCUAGCACUUGUUAGAGCAGAUGGAGGCCUUGUUUCCUCUCCUAUUUAGUGCUGACACGGCGCUCCAGAUUGUGAUAGGAAAUCAGAACUGCUUAUUUACAUUAAGAGACCACCUCAUUUUAUUCUUCAAGAGGAAUUUUUGCUUCAAACAAAACUUGAGAAAAUAAACUUAUUAAUAGCAAUCUAGCAUAUGAUCAUUGAAUUUGACUCUUAUGUUUGUAAAAGCAAAAAAUCCUAUAGGAUCCUGGCACACAGGGCCAAAGGGUGCUGUCAGCUUAAAAACAAUCAAGACAUAGACCUUUAAUUUAGAAAGUGGUGCCCGUAGCUCAGUCGGCAGGGACGCUGGCCACAUACACCUAGGGUGGCGGGUUCAAACGCAGCCCGGGUCUACUAAGCAAAAUGACAACUGCAACCAAAAAAAAAAAAUAGCCAGGCGUUGUGGCAGGCACCUGUAGUCCCAGCUACUUUGGGAGGCAAGAGAAUCACUUAAGCCCAAGAGUUGGAGGUUGCUGUGAGCUAAGAUGCCAUGGCACUAUCCAGGGCAACAGCUUGAGACUCUGUCUUAAAAAAAAUUUUUUUUAGGUAGGUUGCAACUUCCUUCCCCUAUAAGGUACCUCAAAAUUUAAAUUCUACAUGAAGACAGACAAUCUGAUUUCCUUGGAGGAAUAAUGUUUUGCUGGGAGACAUAUCAAGUGGCCGUUAGUUGAAAAAGCACCGGCUCUUUAGCAAAACAUGCUUAAUUAAAUAAAUUAAUGGCUUUUUCUGCCCAUAGGGUUCUUUUCAUUUUGAACUCAUUUGUAGCACAGCUUUUGUUUGGUUCCUCACUCCUACAUCCAUUCUGGUCACCAGUGACACAGUGAUACUCUUUUUGUUUAGUGUCGUACCAUUUCUGAAUUGUGACAACCAUUAAAAAAAAAAUGUGUCUUCAGCAGAAAUGUUGAACCACUGUUGCUGCCAGUUCUGUGCAGGCAUCAGCAGUUGAGCAAUCAGUAGAUUUAACAAAAGCACCACCCAUUUAACAAAAGCACCUCACCACUCACCCACCCUCAUGCAUUCCCCUCCUGCUCCGUAGCAGGCCCUGCAUUCCGUCUCUGUGGGCCGCUGGUAACAAAGAUGUUUGUACCUACUUGUGAAUGAGGUCCACCCAUAACACAUCACAACUUGUAAAUUCAUCUGUUUCUUUUUUUUUUAAUAAAUUAUUUUUUUUAUUGUUAAAUCAUAGCUGUGUACAUUAGUGCAAUCAAUGGGUACAAUGUGCUGAUUUCAUAUACAAUCUGAAAUAUUCUCAUCAAACUGUUCAACGUAGCCUUCAUGGCAUUUUCUUAGUUAUUGUAUGUAGGCAUUUGUAUUCUGCAUUUAGUAAGUUUCCCCGUACCUAUUCUAAGAUGCACCAUAGGUGUGACCCCACCCAUUACCCUUCCUCCACCAUAACCUCCCCCUCCCUUCCCCUUCCUUGGCCCUUUCCCCAUAGUCUUGUGCUAUAGUUGGGUUAUAGCCUUCAUGUGAAAGCUUUAAUUUAGCUUCCAUUCCUGAGAUACUUUGCUAAGAAGAAUAUGUUCCAGCUCCAUCUAUGUAAACGUGAAAGAGGUAAAGUCUCCAUCUUUCUUUAAGGCUGCAUAAUAUUCCAUGGUAUACAUGUACCACAAUUUGCUAGUCCAUUCAUGGGUCGAUGGGCACUUGGGCUUCUUUCAUGACUUAGCAAUUAUGAAUUGGACCACAAUAAACAUUCUGGUACAGAUGUCUUUGUUAUAUUGUGACUUUUGGUCUUCUGGGUAUAAACCUAGUAAAGGAAUUAUAGGAUCGAAUGGCAGGUCUAUUUUUAGGUCUCUAAGUAUUCUCCAAACGUCCUUCCAGAAGGAACGUAUUAGUGUGCAUUCCCACCAGCAGCGUAGAAGUGUGCCCUUUCCUCCACAUCCACGCCAACAUCUCUGGUUUUGGGAUUUUGUUAUGUGGGCUACUCUUACUGGGGUUAGGUGAUACCUCAAAGUAGUUUUGAUUUGCAUUUCUCUGAUGAUUAAGGAUGAUGAGCUUUUUUUCAUGUGUUUGUAGAUCGUGCGUCUGUCUUCUUUAGAGAAGUUUCUCUUCAAGUCCCUUGCCCGCCCUGAGAUGGGGUCACGUGUUCUUUCCUUGCUAAUACGUUUGAGUUCUCUGUGGAUUCUGGUUAUUAGACCUUUAUCGGAGGUAUAACAUGCAAAUUUUUUCUCCCAUUCUGAGGGCUGUCUGCUUGCUUUACUUACUAUGUUCUUGGCUGUGCAGAAGCUUUUUAGUUUGAUCAGGUCCCAGUAGUGUAUUUUUGAUACUGCUUUGAUUGCCUGGGGGAGUCCUCCUCAUAAAAUAUUCACCCAGGCCAAUUCCUUCAAGAGUUUUCCCUGCACUUUCUUCAAGUAUUUUUAUAGUUUCAUGUCUUAAGCUUAAAUCUUUUAUCCAGUGAGAGUCUAUCUUAGUUAAUGGUGAAAGGUGUGGGUCCAGUUUCAAUCUUCUACAGGUUGCCAGCCAGUUUACCCAGCACCAUGUGUUAAAUAGGGAAUCUUUUCCCCACUGAAUGUUUUUAAUUGGCUUGUCAAAGAUCAAAUAACGGUAGGUAGCUGGAUUCAUCUCUUGGUUCUCUAUUCUGUUCCAGACAUCUACUUCUCUGUUUUUGUGCCAGUACCAUGCUGUUUUGCUCACUAUCGAUUUAUAGUACAGUUUCAGGUCUGGUAGCGUGAUUCCUCCUGCUGUGUUUUUAUUGCUGAGUAAUGUUUUGGCUAUUUGAGGUUUUUUCUGAUUCCAUAUAAAAGGAAGUAUUUUUUUCAAGAUCUUUAAAAUAUGACAAUGGAGCUUUAAUGGGAAUUGCAUUAAAAUUAUAUAUUGCUUUGGGUAAUAUAGACAUUUUAACAAUGUUGAUUCUUCCCAGCCAUGAGCAUGGUAUGUUUUUCCAUUUGUUAACAUCUUCAGCUAUUUCUUAAAGUUUCAUAGUUCUCUUUGUAGAGAUCUUUCAUGUCCUUUGUUAGGUAUACUCCCAAAUAUUUCAUCUUCUUUUGCACUACUGUGAAAGGAAUAGAGUCCUUCACUGUUUUUUCGGCUUGGUUAUUCUUAACUCAUCUGUGUCUUGUCACUGGCGUAGGUCUUCCACUAUGAGAGAAAAUUCAAGGAUGGUAAAUGGUACUCACCCAAAUUCAGGGCUUCUCUGUUCACAGUGGGCCCUGGUUCAGCAGAUCGGCCAGUGUUGAUCUUGUGCUGGCACCAGACACCUAAAUACGUGGCUGUCACUCUUGUGAAGAACCAGUUCUUAGCACAUUCUUGACUUGUCAUCUCAAUGCUUUUAAUACUAUGAGGAAAAGUCCACAAACAACCAUAUCAAAAUUCAUCAUGUUGAACACACAGAUCGGUUUAAUUAACAUAAUCUGUAUUUUCUGACAUGGUACACGCAAAAUGGUUUUUAAUUUACAUCCCGCACCUUUUAUUAGAUGAUAACAUUACAACUUGAGAAAGUCUCCGUAUACAUGUCUUGAGAUGAGGCUGUAUUGUGUGUGAUCAACUUAUCUUUAAACAAAGUCCUAUGACUGAAAAGCAGGGAUUUGCAAUGAAAAUACAUAAAACUAAAUGAAAGAUGUUAUAUAGGAAAUUCAAAAUAUGUGAAGUCCUGGAAGGCUGCAACUUGUAAAAUUGUACUCUUCAAUUCAGUAGGAUAGUAGAAAACUUGUGAUUUCACUGCAGUGUCUCACAUCCCAUGGUCCAAAUGUAUUUGUUCUGUGGAGUAAUUUUCUAUUCCUUUGCUGGUAUGAAAUUUUACAAAGUCAGAAGUAAUUUUUAAUUAGUAACCUUUCUUACAAAGUUGCUUUAUGGUUUACAGGUAAUACUGAUGCAAAAAGGAUAUGUUAACUUUCUUAAAUUAAGUAACACGCACUUUGUUUACAUGCUUCCUUAUAUUGUGGGGUAACUAACCAUAGGGCCGAUCCUUUCUCAUGAGCACCAGACCUGUGCUUUGGGGACACGUCGCCAUUGUGCUGUUCUCUUGUACCAAGGAUCAGUGAAAGUGUUUUAUCUUUUUUAUGUAGUUUGUAUUGACUGGAUUUUAUAACUGUAAGAAAACAGAAACAGAGUGUUGUAUUUUGAUCUGAAAUUUGUGUAUGGUAAAGUAAUUUUGUUUUAUGUAUUGGAAGUUCGUUUAAAACUUGAAAUAUUUUCUAGAAGGGUACCAAACAAAGUGAAUCAAUUGUCUCUAAACUGUUUAAUUAACCUAAUAAAAUAACUUGAUGGGGAAGGCA